CGAGCUUAUUCAAAGAUGACAGUGAAGAGAAAUUCGAUGGAACUUCACCAGCAAAUUUGGCGGGCGAAGUGUGUGAGCAACUCCUCUGCCCUGUGAAAGAAUGGAGAACAAGGUGGAGGAUUCUAUUCGCGUGAAGAUGGAGUCGCUGCGAAUGGUUCGCGAGAAGGAGAUUCCAGUUCAGCAGCAAAAGAUGGAGUCAUUUGCGGAUUCGUUUCGCAAAUCUCUGGAAUCGAUCACUGUAAGGUCGCGAGAAAAUGCCCUAAGUCAAGGGAAACUGGGGGAACUGAAAGCGAGGCUGAGGGAGGCGGAAGAUGAAUUGGUUAAAGCUCUAGCAGUGAAGACUCGUAAAGAGGCCAAACGGCUGGCAAUCACCGAUUCCCUUGCAGCUUCAAAAUCUAGAAUAGAAGAGCUGAGGAAUACUUUACAAGAUUGCAAAGCAAAGAGGGAUGAAUAUUCUACAAUUAUAUCUCAGCAAUCCUUAGCUUUAUCUUCAUCUGAACACAAGGAAACCCAAGAAAGUGAUUGCAGAAGUGAAAUACAAGAGGCUAUUUCUUGGUACAAUAGGGUUCUUGAUUUCCAUAUUGAAGGAGGACGUGGGGUAAAAUUCUCUUUCAAGAAAAUCAAUAUUAACAUUCCUGAUAAAGAAUAUUCUUUUACCAUCCGUCAUGCAAGUGAUACUUAUACGUUGUUAGAUUGUAACCCAUCCUUGCAAGAUAUUCAAGACUUGAUACAUGAACUGAAUAAAACAAAUGGUUUAUUCAAGUUCGUUAGGGUUAUGAGACAGAGGUUUCAGGAGAUUGCAGCAGAAGGAGUUGGGGCCCAGGCAUUGUCUCUGCAUCAAGACUCAACAAUAAUCUCUGUGUCAGCUCCAGGUUUGUCAUCAUCAACUGACAGAAGUGAAUCUUCAACUCAAGAAAUUGAUAACCAGGUUCGACUUGAGGAAACUAACAAGCACUCUAAGAAAAUUCUAUCUGGAAAGAAACCAGCUGUCCUAUCCCCUGGAUCUGCAUUUUCUUUGCGCCGGUCUCCUCGUUUUAAGGUCAGGAAAUAAGGAUAGAGGUUACUAUUGAACAUGUAUUAGAUUGACGGGCUUAGCCUUGCUUCAUGACGUGAUGAAUUGCUUCACAACUGACGUUUAUGUGGGGUCCUGUUCUCAACAUUUGCCAGAACUUCUCUGACCGAUGUGAAUGCUCCAUAUUUAAAAAUUGAAGCCGAAGAAGAUAUGAUUGUGUUGUAUGCUCAUUGUAUCUGAUCUUUAAUUUAUGUGCAUUAUUUUACACGAGGUUAUGAUUUGAUGUAUUGCAUGGUGUGAUAAUCGCAAUGGUAUAAAAUGCUUAGUAUUUUGAUCCUUCUGAUCUACAUGUAAUGUUUUCAUGACUUCAUUCAAACUUAACGUUAAAGAUUGUGCAGUUGCUAAUUUACUAGUGAAAGCUUAAAGGUGGAAGUUCGCGUCUCUAUGGAGUCGAGUUGGUUCAUACAGAUUUAAGAAUCACUUUUUUUUAUAGAUACGUUCGCUUCAUUUAUUUCCAUUUCAAUUAUUGUCUGCUAUGUUGUUCUUAUUGCAGAUAAUUUCCUCGUGAGAAAGAAGAAUACAUUACGCUGGCUAUUUUUAUUAUUUCAGUUUACUGUAAGUUGAGCAAUACAUUAUUUGAAAAGGCCUGAAGGGAGAAUGAUUUUGUAGCCCUUGUAUCUUUCAGGUAUUCCUUAAAUUGAUUUUCUAUCUAUGAAACUGUGAAAUAACAAGCUUAUGUA
Molecule: messenger RNA, 1752 nt
Organism: Momordica charantia (bitter melon)
Lineage: Eukaryota; Viridiplantae; Streptophyta; Magnoliopsida; Cucurbitales; Cucurbitaceae
Product: kinetochore protein
Biological process (GO): chromosome segregation
Cellular component (GO): Ndc80 complex
Source: RefSeq, a predicted model, not a curated record